This is a messenger RNA of Ilex paraguariensis (yerba mate), 2488 nucleotides long. Lineage: Eukaryota; Viridiplantae; Streptophyta; Magnoliopsida; Aquifoliales; Aquifoliaceae. The record is from the annotation of a GenBank genome assembly.
AUGGGGAAUGAGAUGGGAAACCGAAAUGUAUCAGGGAUGCAAGAAGAGAGCACAGCAGUUGAAGCUCCAGAAAAAACUUCACAAGAAGCUGCUCCUACAAAUGAAAUGAAAGGAGAAAACCAUAUAAUUCCUGAAGCUGAAGGCAAAGAUUUUCAUAAAAAAAUUGCAGUACUGUCUUCUGAUGAGCAUUCUUGUACCAGACUUCCUCAAGUCGAAAACCAGAAAUCGGGUGGAAGAGAAGAAGCUGAGACUGAGCUUAAUCCUCCUCCUCAAUCUUCAGAAGAUCCAAUAGAAUCCCAUGAUGCAGCUAGUCAAGACAGUGAAAUCCAGAGAGCUUCUUCACCCAAAGAUGAUGGCAACCAUGAGAAGUCACAAGGGUCAAAUUUGUUGAACAAUAUGCUGGGAAUAAGCGAUCAACAGAUUUGGGAAGAACUAAUUAUUGGAGCGGAGAAGGUGGAGACAAGUAGCUCAAAUUGCAACUCAGAAUCUGCAUCACUUGAUGUAGAUCCAAAGUCUGACCAACAUGUACGUGUUGCAAACCAUACUGAACCGCCUGCAAUAGACCACAGUGAAUCACCACUGAGCAGUGAGAAAACUCUAGGAUCGAGUAUAUCAUGCUUCAGUGAGGAGAAUGUUCAGUUACUUGACACUGAAGAUGCACAAAAUCUAGCUGUAAGUGAAUUUUUCGAUACCAAACUUUUCAAUGUAGAAAAGAAAGAGGAUGACUUGUCAGCAGAAAAAACGGCGUCCCAACAAGAGAAACUUGUGGAAACAAGAAUUUGUGAAGAAAAAAGUGAAAUUUCUUGUGGAGGUGAUUUGAGCAAAAUAACACUGUCACCAACCUUUUUCGAUGGUUUGGGAAACAACUGCAAUGUUCAGCUACCCCCUGAAAUAAAUUUCAGAACAGAUGAUUCCUCAAAUUCAUUUUCAGAAGCUGUUCCACAGGCUAGUUCAUUAGACCCUUUUCAAGAAGUUUCAGAAGCGCAAGAAAAAUGUGUGGUUCUUAUAGAAGAUGCCAAAUUGAUGAGAAAUGGAUCAGAAAUUGGAGGGAACAAGGGUAAAACAGAUCAAACUCAAUUUUCUGAUUGGGCAGCAAAUGAAUUCAUGACUGAGGAGGCCAAUUCCUCACAAUCAGAAACGAUAAUGAUUGGAUAUGAUUGCAAGAAGAAUGAAAAGGAAACUCUGGUUGUUUCCAAUUCUCCUGUUAUCAAUAAGGUUCAUCAAAUUGAGGAGGUAAAGGUGACUGACAAUGGAGACAAAUCCGGUUUAGAUGAUACCAUACUGAAUCCAGUUUCUGAGGAACUAGGCAAGGAUUCUGAAGAAGUCACUGAGAGAAUGCCUGAAAUUGGAACAGGCCCAACCGAAUUAACUGUCACAUCUGACAGCCAUGAAGAAGAAAGGCCAACGGAGAAAGAAAAGAAUUCAUGUUCAAUAGGAGGUGAAACAGAACAUUGUAUGCAGGGACAAGGUUUGCUCUCACCAUCUCCUGCUUCUCCAUUUAAGCCCCAGUAUCAGAAAGAGGACACUUUAGUAGUAUGUGAGGCUGCUGAAAACAGGACCGCGUUGGUUGCAGACUUGAACCAACAAGAUUUUUCCGAACUCUUUCUCAACAAAGUCUUGAUUGAUGAUGCCAAGAAUGCAACCAAACCAACUUUGGUCUCCACCACUGAAAUGGAGAAUUCAAAACCUCGGAAAGAACUUGCACAGAAUGUCCAAAAAACUUUGGUGAAAAUUAAUGAAACUGAAACUCCAGCAAUGCAGUCCAAUGAACAAUGUGCUAAAGGCGAAAAAUCUGCAUUUUCAUGUAGUAGUUUUGAAGUGCGAGAAAUCAUGGGAAGGCUCAGUACUGAAGCAAAUCCAGAGAACCAACGUAAUCAGGUUGAACUCAGGAAAUCUCCAAGCUUCCAUUUUGAUCUCUCCCUCGGAACAAGGUCAGAAGAAUCUGAUCGAACUCCACUUCUCCAUAAUGACAAAACCGCAACCCGAAGUUCAUCAAGCCGCAUUGAAAUGAGGUCUCAAAUCCCAACUGCACAAACUGGAUAUGCUCGAGACCUCAUACAGUACAAGACAGUGGAAGAGAAGACCAUAAGGAUGGAAAGAAGUGAUUCAGAGAAUUCAAGAGGUUCAUUUCUAAGCUUAUUGAAGAAAGAAGAGAGAACCAAUGUAGUAGUCACAGUACAGGAAAAAGAAAGCUGUGUCAGUGACAAGCAGGAAGUGAAUGAACUUGCAUUAACUUCACAAAAGGGGAGUGGGAAGCGCAAGCCCCGGGCUUCACUCUUCAGCACUUGCAUCUGUUGUGCAGCAGCAAUCCAUUGAAAGUUUCAUUCUUUAUUUGAUUUUGUUGGUUUUCCCGUGUGAUUUGAGAUUUUUGAAUUGGGAGUUUCCUCAUCUUUAAGAGAGCAUGUUGCCUAGUGAGUAAUUGAUGAGCAACUUGGAGAGAGAUUACAGAAAGAGUGAGCAUACAUUGCCAACUAUAUAUGUUCAUUAU